AUGUCAUAUAUGACAGCUAAUCUGAUCGACACGAGUACUCAUAAACGGUUUAAAUUUCAGUCGUCGGAAGAAAUCGAGAUGAUAAACAUUAGUGACUUAAUUAAUGUAAGACCGUGGUUCAAUGAAGUUUGCGUAGAAGCAUUAAAUCAGAAGAAGGAUGCUGAAAACCAAUGGCAUGGUGACCAACAAAAUAAAGAAAAAGAAUCCACGUACAGGAAGUGUCAGAAUAGAGCAAAUAGAAUACUCAAGAGGGAAAAACGAAAAUAUACUAAAACUUUGUUGAAAAUACCAAAAGCAGACUCUGAAAUGGAUCAAGUGAGGCAGUUGUACAAAAAAAUAAAAAACUAACCAUCAUUAUAAUAAUUAAUUAAUAAUAUCCUAUUAAGUCACCUUAAAUACUAACUUAUACUAAUUUCUAUGUUCCGUCGUCCUACUACGAAAUCUUAUUCCGUUCUAUUUUACUUGUUUAAUUAAUUUCUUUUUCUUCUACACAUUUUUUUUUUUUUUUUUUUUUUUUUUUUUUUGUUUUUCGAUUUCAUCAAAUAAUAUUCGCUUAUUAAUCUAAAUUUGUUUUCUUACACUCGUUUAAUAGACAUUAAACCUAAUUUUCAUUUCAACUUAAAUCUCUUUACUUUAUAACAUUUUCAAAUCGUUCGUCAUGUAAUCAAACACAUAUUAUAUACCUACGAUAAUUACCGCAUCAUACCUACACGGAGUUUCGAAAAGGGCCAUUCAGCUCAAACAAUAAUAUUUUAAUUUGCGUAAAUUAGAGUACAUACUAUGGCGAAAAAAUUAUACUACUAAAAUCCGUUUGCGUCUAUUCAUUCGCUAAUUUUUAGAUUACAAGCGUAGCAAGGGAUAGCUAUUGGUUUUACAAUGCUGUUUAUUUUUUUUUUAUCUUUCUUUUUUGUUCUAGUCUGUGGGCACGUUCUUUCCUAAUAAAAUUCCUCCGAUUUUUAUGAGUAGCAACUUUUCUGAAACCUCAAAUUGUCUAAAUGGUAUUUUAAAGAAGCCAUUUUUUGAUUUUCGAUGCCAUUUUUUUUAAAUAAAAGCACAAAAGUGGAAAAAAACGUAGGGUAACUUAGAAUUUCACGAUUUUGAUAUUUUAUAAAAACACGGAUGAUGUUUUCUUAUGAAAGCAAUAAUUAUAAAUUAUUUGAAAUAUUUUUAAAUAAAAUAACCUUAUAAAUUUUACCUUCCCAACAUCCUAUCUAUAACAAAAGCUGUACCCAUCCCCAGUAUCAGCUUUUUUUUUAAUAUUGCGCGUGACAUCUCGGAUUAGUUCCGUGAUUCGUUCCGGAUUCGUCUUCGUGGAGACCAUAUAUAAUAAGCGGCAAUAUUUAUCAGAUUUUGAUUCAACGUGAAAUGACUGUUUAGUUUUAAAGUUUAGUUAGAAAGCUUAUAGUUUUACAAAGAUGUUUAUUUUUUAUUUAUUUUUUUUUUUUAUGUAUGAACAAUUUUUCUAUCAGUAAUUUUUCUUCGAUUCACAAUGAUAGCACUUUUUCUAAAAGGAAGUCUAACUGAGGAGGUACUUUAAGGUAAUUUUUUAAUUUUUCUCAGGAGUGUUCCUAAUAAAUAGGAAAAACCGAGAAAAAACACGGAGAAAAACGGGAAAAUAGGUACAAUAUUAAACUCAUAUUAUUAAAGAAUAUGUAUAACGUAUAUUGUAUAUGUAAUUAUUUUACAAUAUUAUGUCAUAUAUAUUGUUAGCAAAGUAACACUAUCGACUAAACUCUGUUGAGAAUCGGUUUUUCGUUAGCAAUAAUUUAUCGUUGCUUAUAUGUAGAUGUACAUUAAAUUACCCCUCUACUACUUACACAAUUUCUCACCUACAACAGUGGCUGCACCCAUGUGUGAAGUAUGUCUGUUUUUCCAUUCAUAGAAUUAUAUCACAUUUUGGUUUAAGAUUAAUAAAAUAAAUAACAAUUAUAUUAUCAUACACCACUGUUAUAAGAGUGCUUGUUUCAUUCUGUGGUGCUGCUUUGAGUUUAUUUUUGAUUUUAUAUAAUUUUUUUCAUCGAUGUUUGUUUUACAUAACAAUAUUUUUGUCAUAUUGUGAUAUUAGAACUAUAAAUAUCUAUAUAGUUAUAAUUAUAAAUAUCUAUAUAGUUAUAAUUAUAAUAAUCUAUAGGUAUCUAUAGGUAUCUACACGAUGUUGCGAUCGUUAAAACAAUUUUACACAUUUGCACAGUGAAUGUAUGGUAAAUUCGUAAUAUUCCUGUUAUUUUUUUCUAAAAUAUUAAACCAAAACAUGAUUUACGAACAGAAUGAUAUUGAGGUACGCUAUAAUACAUUUUAUUAGGUUAUUCAAAAAAUAUAAGUUCAUUAGCAGUUAUUUUACGUUAAACCAAAAACGGAUAAAUAUUGCCGUGUAUUAUAAUAAUAUAUAGUAGCCGUUGCGCGUCGUGGCGAACGAAUCCGUGUCGUUCUCGGGCAAUAUUAAAAUUCACCAUAACCAGCGAACGGAUGGUCGCAAACGAAUUUCAGUUGUAUCACUAUGCUAGUCAAACUGUAUACUAUUUAUUAUGGUAACAAAAUAAUUAUUGGUUUUUUUGAGUUGGUUUGUCCUUUUAAUGAGUUUCCACCAUUAACUAUUAACUACCACACAUUACAAUUUGUUUCCGAAACGGUGACUCCCGAUGUAGUCGUUCAGCUGUCAUGAUCAUAUUACAUUAUACAAAUUAAUAUAAUAGUUCAGUAUUACAAUUUGUAAUACUGCGUAGGUUUAAUUUUCAAACGGCAACCUACAGUGAAAAUUGAAGAAAUAAAUAGAAUAUUAGUUUAAAUAAAUAUUGAUACAGGCAUUUUUGAUUUUCGUCAACCCAUUGAAAAAAUAUUCUAAGUUAUGAUUGGAGAAGACUAGUGAACCAUCAUUUGGUUGGUACUGGGAGCACUACACUACUUUUUGCCUAACCCGAUGAUUCCCAAACUUUUAAAUUUUACUAGCUACUUGAAAAAAAUUUGAUGAACGUUGGUUGAUGUUUGUUUCAACUUUCGUUAGAAACAUUCUAAAGUCCUCACAAUAAGUUACUUGUAACCGUUGUCUUUUUUUUUUAUGAGUAGAUUGAUUAAUACUCUAACCUACAUUCAACCAAGUAAGAUUAUGAAAAUGCUAUCAAAAACAUUUGUUCAAUAGCCCAAAAACCAGGAUAAAAUAUAUGUAUAGAUAUUUGCUUUUGUAGCCAGAACGCUUGACAUCCUUUCUUGAACUUUAAUUUGAAUUCCUCAUUUAUAGUUACUUCUAUCAAUUUAUCUACUAAUUUUGAAGAUUCUAUAGUUUCUGUAUUUAAAAAUGGAUCGAAAACUCAUUAGGGUUAAGAAUACCCUCAAAUCGUCUGUUGAACAAUAAAUUGUAAUACAUAAUGUUGUUAAAAAAAAUUGAAACAAUCACCAUCCCAUUUUCAAUCCAAUAUCCCCAAUUAAACUAUCAACUUCCAUUGACCCCCUGGAUAGCUCUAGGGUCCACUUUGGGAAACUCUUUCCUUGCCAACUAUAAAAAUGAAAUAUCUCAUCAACAGGUUGACGGAUGCCAAACAUGUCAACACCAAAACUUAUUUAAACUAAUAUUCCAUAUAUUCGUAUAAUUUUAACUAAAAGUUGCCAUUUGGAAAUCAAAAUCUUUUUAGUCGUUUCAUCCCCAUAAAAAAGGGUAACAAAAAAUAAUGGAAAUGUAACAUUGUGGAGUGGCUUGUCUUUUAAAUUGUUAACACUUAUUUUUUUUAAAAGUCAGUACUUUCUGAAGUAUUAAAUGUUCAACGGCAAAAAAUAUCACUUUGUAUUUUAUAAUUUAAUAUAGAUACUGUGAUAAAUAAUAUUGAAGUAUAAUAAUAACCUAAUUCAUAAUAUAAUUUAUAGGCUAUGGAAGAAAAUAAAACAAGUACGGAAGAUUCUUUAGAAAGUAUGUAAAUAAUAUAAAUAAUUAAAUCUUAAUAGAGCGUUACUAUUAAUGAAGUUGUUAUAAAUACAUAAUUUUAGGCUUUCAACAAGAAGUUGACAUAUUAAUGCCUUCUACUCAAUGUCCAAUACAUCAUGUAACUUCUGAAAUGUCACUGUUAUCGACACAGAAUCAAUAUAUUGAACCGGAUGAUCUUGAUGGAUCAAUGAGAAUUAAAGCGACUGGGAGUGAAUUAAAUUUUAAACAAACAGUAUACAAAGAGGAGGUCAAAGGUAAUAAUACAAUGAAUAAAAUUAUCUAAAGUUUUUAGUAGGUUCAAAUAUUUAAUAUUCAUAAAUAGGUAAUUUGAUCAUAAUAUUUUAGAUUCUGGGUGGAACUAAGAAGCUUAUAGUUUUACAAAGAUUAUUUUUAAUUUUUAUAUUAAUUUUUUUUUUUAUCUGUGCACAACUUUUACCAACAAUUUUGCUCCAACUUAAAAUGAUAGCAAUGAUUUUAAAAGACAAUUUCACUAGAGAAGUACUUAAGAGAGGUCAUUUUUGAGUUUUCUAGAAGUUUUCCAGCAAAUGUGAAAAGCCGGGAUAAACCAUUGGAAAAUCGGGUAAAAUGUAGGAAAAUAUGGAAAUCAGUACAAUAUUAAAGAAAAUAUAUAAUGCCUAUUUAAUUAUUUUACCAUAAUAUGACACAUAUAUUGUUGUGACCUAUUCUCAUGAUCAAUCAUGUGGGUUUUGAAUUUCUAUUGUUUAAUUGCAACCGUUAUUUAAUCGGUUUGUGAAAUAGGUCAAUAGUGCUCAAUCGGGUUCCAGCUCUUCAGUUCAUCAUUGAUCAUGAGUAUUUUAUCAACGUUUAGUAAUAUUGAAAAUUCUAUUAAAUUAAUUUUUUUAUUGAUAAAGGCUUCAACAGCUAAGUCAAUAACCUGUGGUUGCGAUUACAAUAUUAUUAAUAGAUAAUUUAGUUAUACACUGAGAUAACAUGAUUAUGAAAUAAGUAGUUAUAUACAAUUUUAUAUUUAUCUUAAUAUUAAAUUUUUAUAUUAAUGCUUAUGGAUUUGACGAAGCUAUGGAUCAAGUGUCUUGUGUACUCCUAGUGCUUUAUCCAUCGAUGAAGGUUGGUUGAAGAUCUUUCUUGCAUUGGAAAAUAGUGAGCAAUCUAAGUCUAAGUGUUUGAUAGGUGUAGUUUGUUUGAGAUUGGUAUUUCAUUCCAGGAUGUUUGCCACAAUUUGAUAGUGUGUGUAUUUGUACUUCUUUUUAUAUCAUGGUAUGGAAGAGUAGUGAUGGUUGAAGAUGAGAUCGAGGUGAUUAGCUUCAUUGGCAAGUAUAUCCACCUUUUCGUUUCCUGGGAUGCCCGUAUGUGAAGGAACCCACAUGAAUUCGAUUAAGUUGUACAUAGAGGUGAUGGUGUGAAUUUGGUAAAUUUUCUUGUUAAAGAGGUUCAGUGCUUCGAUAGCUAAAAUGGCGAUUAGGGAGUCACUGAUUAUUAGAAUUUUGUUUGUGGGUAUAGACUUUCCGAAUAUUAGUGCUUCUUUAAUAGCUUGGGCUUCCGCUCUGAAGAUACUGACUUCAGAGGGAAGUUUGAAGAGUUUUGAAGUAAGGCUUGUACAGUAAGCAAAUUCUACUCCGACACUGGUUUCGAAGCGUCAGUGUAGAUGUGAAUAAAAUCCUGAAAUUCAGUAUGUAAAAUGUCAUUGAAGUUUGCUGUGAUAAUUGUACGGAAGUGUUGUUCUUCUUAAAAUGAAGAAACUACGUGUUGAUUUUAAGGGACUAUUGCCAGACGAGAGUUGUUGUAAAAAGAGAAAGGAAUCGGUGUUGAUAAGGCAGUUUGAAUUGUUGCAUAGUUUAAUGUAUGUAUCCAUGAAUUUUUCUAGUUUCAUUGAUGUUCUGGGGUUGGGGAGAGGAUGAAUAUUUAUGAUUUCAUGUGAUGUUUGAGAUUUUUUCUUUUUGCCGUGUAUUUUAAGAUUUCUUUAAUUCUUCGGAUCUGAAGAGGUAGCUCGCCUGCGAUAUAGAAAAUGCUAGAGACUGAGCUAACACGGAAAGCUCCUAUGGAGAUUAUAAUUCCUUCAUUAUGGAUAAGUUCAAUGAUGUGCAGGAUGUUAGAGUUCGUUAAGUAGUAAAUUAUUGAACCAUAGUCGAUUUUGGAUAGGAUAAGCGAUUUGUAUAUGGUGAUAAGACUAUUUUUAUUCGGACCCCGUGUAAGAUGAGACAGCGUUUUAAUGACUUUCAUUCUAUUCUUGCGUUCAGUUUUGAGUUUUUCGAGGUGAGGCACCCAUGUAAAUUUGCUGUCAAAGGUCAUCCCGAGUAUGCGGAUGAUUCUAGUGUAUUCAAUUUCGGAGUCGUAUAGGUAUACAUGGUGUGGUGAGGUGUGUCAUUUUUUUUUUGUUAUUGAAGAAUAUGCCAUGGAUUUAGGCCGGUUAGGGUUUACACGAUUCCUGCAAUAGCUGGUAAAGUUUUUUAGUGCGCGGAUUGUCUCAUUUUCAUAUUAGUUUCUUGGAGACAAAGUACGCUGGGUUGUAGGUUGAAAAUAAUUCGUUGUAAAUUAAUAGUUCGUUUAUUGAAGCCAUUUAGGUCUAAUUAUAUUUUUAUAUAUUUGUAUUUAUGGUUAUUUUAUUAUUAUUCCAAUUGUAGAACCUCAACAAACAGACAAUGGUUUAAUAAAAGGAAGAAACGAUGUAAAAUCUGUAGUUUUUGAAACGCGAUCAUCAAUAACUGAUAAUAAAAUGAUAAAAUCAGGCGAUUCAUCUUUUUCAAAUGAAUCAUGUAAUUGUGUUUCAUGCGUGUCUAGUGUAUCAUGUAAAUGUAGUUCACGUGCUUUGGCUGAAUCAUAUAAAUGUAGUUCACGCGUUUCGACUAAAUCACGCAAAUCUAAGACACCCACAUCGAUGCGAUCACAAAAAUCGACUCAGCUAUAUUCUCCACGUGAUUAUGACUAAUUUCUUAUUAUUCAAAUAUAAUUAUUUAAUAUUUGUACAAAAGAAAUAAUAACGUAGCAAUUAAGUAUCAAAGUAUAUCGUACAAAGUUUUUCCUUUUUCUUUUUUUUUAAAGAGAGACAUGUUGCGUAAUCAUAAUUUUAUGUUGAUUACUUUUUUUUAUUUAAUAAUAUGUUAUUUGAAGUAUGUAUCAUAUGACAAAUUAACAGUUAGGUACUAAUAUGAUACCGUAGUAUGCAACACUAUAACAAUGAAUACCUGUAUUAUUUAAUUUUAUAUUUAUGGUAAACUUAAUAUUAAUCCAAUUAUAGAACACCAAAAAAAAGUUAAUGGUUUAAUAAAAAGAAGAAACGAUGUAAAAUCUGAUGUUUUGGAAGCACGGUCACCAACAACCGUUAAUAAAAAUAUAGAAUCAUGUGAUUUAUCCCGUUCUAUUAAAUCAAGUAAUUGUAAUUCAUGCGUUUCUAUUGAUUCAUGUGAAUCUAGUUCACGGGUUUUAGUGGAAUCACGUAAAUAUAAUUCUUGUGUUUCAUCUGAGUCGUGCAAAUCUACGACACCCAGACCUAUUAAAUCAGAAGAAUCUACUCACCNUAACAUAGCGAUUAAGUAUCAAAGUACAUCAUACUAGGUUGUUUCUUUUAUUUUUGAAGGAGAGACAUGUCGCGUAAUCAUAGCUUUAUGUUGGUUACUUUUUAUUUUUAUAUAAUACUAUGUUAUGUUAAUUAAGCAUCAUAUACAAAAAUUAACAGUUAGGUGUUAAUAUUAUACCGUAGGAUGUAACACUAUUAUAAUAAAAAUCCUGUAUUAUUUAAUUUUAUAUUUAUGGUAAACUUAAUAUUAAUCCAAUUAUAGAACACCAAAAAAAAGUUAAUGGUUUAAUAAAAAGAAGAAACGAUGUAAAAUCUGAUGUUUUGGAAGCACGAUCACCAACAACCGUUAAUAAAAAGAUAAAGUCAUGCGAUUCAUCCUUCGUUAAUGAAUCAUGUAAUUGUAAUUCACGCGUUUCUAUUGAAUCAUCUAAAUGUAGUUCACGCGUUUUGGUGGAAUCACGUAAUUAUAAUUCAAGUGUUUCAUCUGAGUCGUGCAAAUCUACGACACCUAGACCUAUUAAAUCAGAAGAAUCUACUCACCGAUGUUCUCCAAGUGAUUAUAAUUAAUUUAUUAUCAUUUAAAUAUAAUUAUAUCACACUUGUACAAAAGAAAUAUUAACAUAGCGAUUAGGUAUCGAAGUACAUCAUACUAGGUUGUUUCUUUUAUUUUUGAAGGAGAAACAUGUCGCGUAAUCAUAAUUUUAUGUUGGUUACUUUUUAUUUUUAUAUAAUAAUAUGUUAUUUUAAAUAGGCAUCAUAUACAAAAAUUAACAGUUAGGUGUUAAUAUUAUACCGUAGGAUGUAACACUAUUAUAAUAAAAUCCUGUAUUAUUUAAUUUUAUAUUUAUGGUAAACUUAAUAUUAAUCCAAUUAUAGAACACCAAAAAAAAGUUAAUGGUUUAAUAAAAAGAAGAAACGAUGUAAAAUCUGAUGUUUUGGAAGCACGGUCACCAACAACCGUUAAUAAAAAUAUAGAAUCAUGUGAUUUAUCCCGUUCUAUUAAAUCAAGUAAUUGUAAUUCAUGCGUUUCUAUUGAUUCAUGUGAAUCUAGUUCACGGGUUUUAGUGGAAUCACGUAAAUAUAAUUCUUGUGUUUCAUCUGAGUCGUGCAAAUCUACGACACCCAGACCUAUUAAAUCAGAAGAAUCUACUCACCGAUGUUCUCCAAGUGAUUAUAAUUAAUUUAUUAUCAUUUAAAUAUAAUUAUAUCACACUUGUACAAAAGAAAUAUUAACAUAGCGAUUAAGUAUCAAAGUACAUCAUACUAGGUUGUUUCUUUUAUUUUUGAAGGAGAGACAUGUCGCGUAAUCAUAAUUUUAUGUUGGUUACAUUUUAUUUUUAUAUAAUAAUAUGUUAUUUUAAAUAGGCAUCAUAUACAAAAAUUAACAGUUAGGUGUUAAUAUUAUACCGUAGGAUGUAACACUAUUAUAAUAAAAUCCUGUAUUAUUUAGUUUUAUAUUUAUGGUAAACUUAAUAUUAAUCCAAUUAUAGAACACCAAAAAAAAGUUAAUGGUUUAAUAAAAGGAAGAAACGUUGUAAAAUCUGAUGUUUUGGAAGCACGGUCACCAACAACCGUUAAUAAAAAUAUAGAAUCAUGUGAUUUAUCCCGUUCUAUUAAAUCAUGUAAUUGUAAUUCAUGCGUUUCUAUUGAUUCAUGUGAAUCUAGUUCACGGGUUUUAGUGGAAUCACGUAAAUAUAAUUCUUGUGCUUCAUCUGAGUCGUGCAAAUCUACGACACCCAGACCUAUUAAAUCAGAAGAAUCUACUCACCGAUGUUCUCCAAGUGAUUAUAAUUAA
Molecule: messenger RNA, 9201 nt
Organism: Cinara cedri
Lineage: Eukaryota; Metazoa; Arthropoda; Insecta; Hemiptera; Aphididae
Source: the annotation of a GenBank genome assembly